AUGACCGCUGGUACGUCUCCUCUUACGUCAUCGCCACUCACCUCCUCCCCACUCGCAUCCUCCCCGCUCGCGUCCGUGUCACUUCGUCCUAGCAAGAUCAAACCAAAGCCUGAUAUGCCAACGACAUUACCUCCGGAAUCGGUGUGCGAAUGCUUUAUCUGUCAUUCAGUCUCACCCUACAGCCAACAACCCCCACCAGAGAUCCCGGUCAAUCAACGACAGGAGCUUUCACGAUUAGCGCCCACGUGUCCUUCGAUCCACCUCUUUUGUCUAGCGUCCAGGAUACCCAUGUCAUUGCCUUUGGAUCUGAAUCAGAAAUCACCCUUGACCCGAUCUAUCCUCGACUAUUUCUACUCCACCUGGGUGACGGAUGAUGAUGACACUCGCAUCCCCCGAGUUCAGUGCCUCAACUUUAUACCCAUUCAUCCAAUCACAGCGUCGUGCUUUGAUCGUUAUUUAGAGGGUCAGAGCUGGAGCAAGCGUAUUUGUCGACCUCUGUGGCAUGCUUCUGACCUUCGGUGCAAACUUGGAAUGGAGGGCAUGUAUCGUAACUGUAUGCAGGACAAAUGCACGAGCUGCUUCAUCUUUAAUGAUGGUUUUGAGAAUACCAUUGCAAAAAACAAGUAUGUUUAUCUGUCACCUAAUUCGUCACGAGCUCAUGAUCAUAUGAUUGCGUUAAGGAGUUCAACUGCUGGGAAGGGAGAUGGAGAUUUGGACACGGACAAUAAGGUGCAGUGCAUGAUUCUAAGUUUUGCAGCUCUUGGACAUACCUAUGAUAUGCCUCCGAGUCGUGAAAAGAUGAAGAGACCACCCAAGGGAUUUGAUGUUGUACGUCGGCAAUAUGAGAUGAAUGGUGGAAAUGGCAACAGCAGUAGUACCAGUAGUCGUAAUAGCGAUAGUUCUGUUGCGACAUCGGGUGAAGAGUAUGGAGUUUUUGCAGCAGAUGCAAUUGUGCCGCUUGUGAUGGUUCUUUACAAGGUGAUUUGA
This is a messenger RNA of Lobosporangium transversale, 987 nucleotides long. RefSeq lists its product as hypothetical. The transcript has 2 exons. Bases 1 to 987 code for a protein of 328 amino acids. The record is from RefSeq and is a predicted model, not a curated record. NCBI's taxonomy places the organism in Eukaryota, Fungi, Mortierellomycota, Mortierellomycetes, Mortierellales, Mortierellaceae.